Molecule: messenger RNA, 2580 nt
Organism: Penicillium subrubescens
Lineage: Eukaryota; Fungi; Ascomycota; Eurotiomycetes; Eurotiales; Aspergillaceae
Product: F-box protein
Exons: 2
Coding region: 1-2580 (859 amino acids)
Molecular function (GO): protein binding
Source: RefSeq, a predicted model, not a curated record
AUGGAUUUGAUCCCGCCGUCAUACAAGUCCGCAACGGACCGUGAUGCAUGGGCCAUCAUCGCCCAUUACAUCCCCUCUAGCGAUCUAUGUGCCGCCUCGUUGGUCUGCCGUCGAUGGCACGAUCUGUUUAUGCCUUUCUUAUGGGGUGACCCGGCCUCACAUUUCGGUACAGAGAAUGACGCAGUAUAUGUGGCCCUGACCCGGUUUCGGAGAACUCUCAAGUAUGCCAGGCGAGAAGUACGGGCAUUAACCCACACGCUUCACUUACCUCCGGCAUUAUCAGAGAUCUACGGUGGCCCCCGACCGGGCUGGCUGAGAGAUAUUCUGGAGUACUUGCCCUGCCUGCAAUGUUUAAUGGUCUCGAGGUUACCCUUCUUUGAUCAUAAUGCGAUGGUUGCUUUGAAGAACCAUCCAAGGUCAAGUGAAUAUAAUGUCCGCCUAUUGUUAGCGGAUCAUGAGCCAAAUACGACUUCGGCUGGUCUGGCGGAGACUAUACUUCGCUUUCCUCGGUUGACAUACCUGGAUCUCUCGUAUACCAGGUCGGCUCGAGAUCAGAUCGUCCUGUCUUCCCUGUCUCAGCUUGAACAUCUUCAAGUGUUGAAAUUGCGUGGCAUUGGAUUAAAGGAUGCUGAUGCAGAGUUCCUUGCCAACGCGAUUGGAACUAGGACUCGUUUUCUGGAUGUUCGGAAUAACAUGCUCACCGAUAUGGCAGUCCGUUCUCUACUGCAAGCAUCGUUUAAACCACGAGACCAAACAGCCGAGCCAAGUACAAGACGCACUGGUACUUCACCAGACCGUGCUCCUCCAGCAGCUCGUGAUAACCGCCAAUCUGAAUUCCUGAAAUCUCCAGACCUGGACGAGCGAUACCUCAAGCUUCUCGCCCAACCUGGCUCAUAUCACCCCUGGAUCGAGGAUAUACCGUAUACGGGGAUCACCCACCUCUAUAUCGCCAACAAUCCAAUUACAGUAGAAGGUGUGGCUGGCCUCUUGGCUUCAUCUCGUCUCCAUGCUCUCGAUGUCGGCACCGUGAACACCGCAGACGUCAUUCAUAAAACAGCCUCCAGAAAUGGAAUAUAUCCUGGAGCCGAAAAGCUGGUACCUAUUCUAGGCAAUAUCGCCGGGGAAACGCUCACCUACUUUCGAGCUCACCAUGCUGUUGUCACUGCCGAGCCUCCAGCGAAAGACUUGGCACCAAAAGGCGAAUACCUUCCGGAGCUUCCUUCCAGCAGCGAGAUACGACGUGAAGCUGAGCUGGAUGCAUCACAGGAGAUUCAUGAGCUACCAGGAGAGAAUAUUCCAGUUUUUGAGCUUGCAGACACGUCGGUAUCGGAGUCAAAGGGUUCGACGGUCACGACUCCAGUCCCGUGGUCGUUGAAUCCAUAUGAGGAUGAGCCUCUUCCCUCAGUUAGACGUGGAUCUGCAUUCGCACCGGAAGUUGUACUUGAUCGAAGUCACGACAGCAACUCCACUGUCUUCAACAGCCCAUCACCCUCACAAUCAUACCAGCAAAAUGAUGAAGGCACCCUACAAUCGAUCUCAAACCUCUCUGUUCUGGAUGACGGCACCAUGGGAUCAAUCCCAAGAUGCAGCUCUCCAAAAUCGAUUGAUGAUCCCCGUGCCCAGAGAAUCCAGGAGCUGCUAGCGAAACGUCCACGCAAUCAAUCCCUCCCCCUCCGAGGUGGGAAAGAAAGCCGAUUCCCCUACUUACACCCGUCCCAUAUUCCCCAUCUAGAGACACUGGUCUUAACAGAUGUUCCCUCGCAUAUACCACCCAAUUCUAAGAUUCUCUACGCCCUGACUCGAUUCAUCACUGCUUGUUCCAACGAAGCUCUACUCGCAACCCUCCAAGCCGGAUCGGAUUAUUCCCUACCACCCGGUCAAGCACGCAUGCAAGCCGAACAACAACGUUCUCGAACACUCUUCGGCCUACGCCGAAUAGUACUCGAAGUCACACCCACCGAUAGCACAAACCGGCUUACUACAUGGAAACCAGGUGUCCAAAACUCGAGCACCGGUGACCGUGACUCGGAGGCUCUUUGGGCAGCAGCUGCAGAUGACUUUAGCUUCUUCGAUGAUAUGGAAUGCGGUAUUCCCGAGAAUGAUCCGGGCAAAUACUUCCCAAUGGCCGUACUCAAUGAGAAGGUUUCCCUCAUGCCCUCGGAUGAUGAUACUUCUACAUACUCUGGCGCGGAAUCGCCUAUGCCGAGUCGCCGUAUCUCGCAGAGAAGUGUUACAUCUGCGGUACGCAGUACACCUAGCCCAUCUCGACCGGUUGCGAAAGGGUCGCAGCCCACGACCGUGAAAGAAAUUGAUCUUGUGGCGGAACUUGCUGCCUUCCGUCGUGCUAAGAAGGCUGAGUAUGAGCAGGUCGUGCGUCGAGAGAGAGGACGGCGGAGUACUAAUGGCACGGGGAUAUCGAGCGUACCGGCCGCGACGACACCGCAGAUUUCGAUGGCGCAGUUUGUUGAAGGGCAUUGGAAGGGGGAGAUUAAAAUUGUGAGGAAUCCGACGUCGAAGAUGCGCAGCGGGAUGGUGGAUAUGUACGGGAAUUAUUUCGAGAAGGGCUAUCUUUAUCCAUGA